Molecule: messenger RNA, 1529 nt
Organism: Dicrocoelium dendriticum
Lineage: Eukaryota; Metazoa; Platyhelminthes; Trematoda; Plagiorchiida; Dicrocoeliidae
Source: the annotation of a GenBank genome assembly
CUAGAAAACCGGACUCAAGAUGUUUGUCGACGUCGCGUCUCUCGUGGGUAACUGGCAACUGGCAGUCAAACGAGCCGUACUGCUUUACAUCUGUUAUCGCUGUAUGAAAGCGCUGUUCAAGAGAAGGCCACGAGCACCUGGACCGAUCACGUUCCCGUGGAUUGGAUACAUUCCCUGCUUAGGACCAUCCGCACUCCGCGAAGCCGCAAAGCUGCACAAAGCAUACGGUGAUGUUGUUCAAAUAACGCUAAUGGGGAGACGGAUUGUGUUCCUCAACACCUACCAAGUAAUCUAUGAAGCGGCUGUUGUAAACAAGAAUAAGAUCGGACGCCACACGCUCACCAUCAACAACUGGCUGGCACAGGGACGAGGUAUCUCGAACUAUGAUACUCCAAGGGCAAUUGCGCUGCGACAAGCUCUUCUCCGGCAUCUGUAUAACAGUGAGCCUGUCAGCGCCUAUCUCAGUAGCAAUGGAGAGGAUCGCAAGGUCCCUCAAUCGAUUCAGGUACAAAUCGACGCUCUAAUGGAGGAAUUGAGCGGAACAGCGGGGAAACCCGUUAGUGUGACACCUAUUAUGCGUCGGACGGUUUGGAGGAUCAUGUGGGCGAUCGUCUUUGGGUACAAGUGCGACAUGAGCAUCGAUCAAAUCGACUACAUGUUCCAACGAAUAUCCGGGAACAACAUGGAAAAUUCAGUGUUGAGCUACGGCCAACUGAUGAAUAAACACUUGUUGUCGAUUACGCAGCGCAUCCCGUUGGUUGGUCAAAUGAUCCGCGUUCAACGAUUGACAAAGCGUUACACAGAAAUGUGUGCUGUGCUGAAUGACGCGGUGAAGCGAGCGAGCGUAAAUCACAUCGGACACAGCUCAUUGAUUGGCCGGUUCAAAGAGGACACCAAACUCACGAUUGAAACUGGGGAACUCGAACGCCUGGCGUUCGAAAUGAUGGCAGCCGGGACGGAGACCAGCUCGACAACUCUCACCUGGGCAUGUGCCUAUAUGAGCCAACAUCCGGAUGUGUUUAUCCAAGAGGACAUGGACCGACACUUGAAAAACAUACACCGCCUUGCAAGUGUGGUGCCGUUGGGCUUACCCUACAUCACCAGAGAACCUGUGACAAUUGCUGGGUAUCACAUACCGAAGGAUACCAUCCUUCUGUUCAAUCUUUUCGCUGUGCAUCAGGCGCAAUCACGCAUCCUCAACGAUGCCCCAGACCCAAUUCCCUUUUCCAUAGGAGCUCGGUCGUGCCCAGGAAGACGACUCGCUGGCGCUCUUUUGGAACAUAUUGUGAGCACAAUAAAUGCCAAAUUCCUAAUCACUGACUCGAGACAACAUUCAAAUGGAAGUAUCGAGUGCCCCAUAUACGACACCGAGGGACUCACUCGCGGUCCAUCUGACGGACUCUUUGCAUUUCAUCCGCGGAGACAAGCAUAAGGCUGCUGUCAUAUCGUCACUUCCACAGACUCGAGAUGUUCUAUAUUACCGCUGUUUUCGUGUGUAAAAGAUGCCAAAUAUACAGUAUUUACCUGUU